CUUGCUGCUGUUACUUCGUCUGCAAACCCUCUUGUCUCCACUCCCGAUAGCCCUAACACACCUUUACUCGUUCUCGCAGAUUCAAGAGACCUUGCCGCAGCCGCUAUGCUGUCCGCUUGAAGUCCAAGGGCCACGUUGGACUGCUCGUCGCGACGUAAUGCUACCGCGCCUUGCCUCUCCAGCGCUUCCCCCCUCUGCCGGAUCAUCGUCUCAUCAGCGACCGCCUCCCAUCCUCGUCGACACUUCCGAAUCCGACAUCAGUCAAGACAGUGAGGGAGAAGGCUGUGAGGACAAGGAGAACGAUGCGAGGAGAGCAUUCGAGAGGCGAGGUCCACUUGGCCCCUCAAUGAUGGAAGGAAGUGGCGAUGAGCAAGGCUUGCGGCGUUCGGCAUCGUCUUCGCAAAGGCACACGGCGUCAGCAGAAGGUACAGUACCCAGAUCAAACAGUCGUAUACUGGCGCUAGCUACACCGCCCCUGGAAUCGAGGUCAUUGCCAUCGACAAAGGACCGCACGUCCUGCCCCUUGCCGCCCUCGAGCGGCGGGGGCAGCGUACGCAGUCGCCAAAGUGGUUCAGAGAGGAGGCCGAAGAACGGCGGCAGUGCUGUGGGUACGCCCUCUGGAUCGCGCCCAUCUUCUUCGGGCGAGCUAGAUGCGCGAACGAGUGAUGAGCUCAACGCCAUGCUCGCUACCAACCUGAGCCGCAAAAAUGAUCUCAAUGAGCAGUUGAUCGAUUAUCACGACGGCAAGGCGCCUUCUGGUACCGAUGUAGAGUGGCUCAAGGCUUCCAGGUCAGUUGUCAGCAUGCCGGAAGCAAGGUGAUAUUGUGAAGAAGCGGUCAGCUCACUUAUAAGCCUUUGACGUCCGUAAUCUUCCCAAUCAGGGUCUUCCUGACUAAUCGGAUAGCAGAAUUGCGAUCUAUCCUAGCAGAGAGGGGAGUGCCCACCUACUCGCAGAGUGCGCAACAACAGCAGCCUCUACCUGCCCCCUCGUCUGGUCAAUCCCUCCGUCCCUCUCAGUCGCAGGAGGAAAGACAUCGACGCGUUCAGCCCUCCAUACCAAGGCAUCAGGCGACACCUCUCAAAGCGACCUCCUCUAUCGCGGC
Microstroma glucosiphilum is the source of this 1103-nucleotide messenger RNA. RefSeq lists its product as hypothetical. Lineage: Eukaryota; Fungi; Basidiomycota; Exobasidiomycetes; Microstromatales; Microstromataceae. The record is from RefSeq and is a predicted model, not a curated record. The coding region runs from base 158 to 820 and encodes 220 amino acids. The transcript has 2 exons.